Molecule: messenger RNA, 168 nt
Organism: Puccinia triticina
Lineage: Eukaryota; Fungi; Basidiomycota; Pucciniomycetes; Pucciniales; Pucciniaceae
Exons: 2
Coding region: 1-168 (55 amino acids)
Source: RefSeq, a predicted model, not a curated record
AUGGCUAAGAUCUCAAGCUCGCUUCCUCCCGUUGGCGAGUCAUUCAACCAUCUGGGCCUUGCCUCCAUCAGUUCUCCUGCCAAUCAUACGUCCUACAGCAGCGCUCAUUCUAGCAACCACGGCUUCAAGCACCAGCUCGAUCAUCCUUCUCAGACUCUGCUCGAUUGA